AUGUCUUCAAAUAAAUUAACCAAACUUUUGGACACUAAUAAACCCAGGGCUCUUGAAAAUCAGGAAGAUAAUAUGGAGUGCAAUGAAAACGCCCCAAAUGAUAAACCACCAAAGGUGGUGCUCCCACCUAUUAAGGUUUUAGUGCAAGAUAGUGACUUUAUAAAGAAUCUUUUGCUAAAAAAUGAUGAUUACUCUUGUGAUGUGCAUCGCUUGAAUUUGCGCACACGAGUGUGGGAAUGCGUAUAUAUCUGUCGUCCAGAUAUACGCGAAGAUCCAGAGGGUCGUUAUCGUCACGAAGUUGUCUACGAUGGGCAAUACAUAUAUGUGCUGGGUGGUGGUACAUCGAAUUUAGUGUAUGAUUUACAACGCAUCCCUGCAUUUAAUUUAAUUACAAACCGAUGGGAAUAUUUCGUCACAUUACCCGAUCGAACAUCACAAACAAAUCUAACAAUCGAGCGACAAAAUUCCGGAUAUCCAAACCCACGAAAGUGCUUUUCCUGCGUACAGCACACGAAAUCGAAUGGUGAGGUCGAAGCAUUCAUUACGGGAGGCUUGCAGGCCGAUCAAGUAUAUUUUUCAGAUAUAUGGAGAUUAAAUUUUACUGCUAAGCAAUGGACACUUAUAAAAACAGCCUCUCUACCAAAUGCUUUGUACUUCCAUGCCGCAGCGCACAGUCAAAAUGGUUGUAUGUACAUAUUCGGUGGUAUUGAAUAUGAUGAAAAACGUAUACGACGGUGCAAUGACCUUUAUAAAAUGUGGAUGACCAUACCAUUAUUAAGUGAAAUUUGCUGGGAGGCAGUGUUACAUUACAGACCAAAUCUCAAAUUGAAUGGCCACUCACAGCUGCUUAAAAUGGGCAUACCAUUGCGCUUUGCACAGAGAUUGUGGCAUUCUUCAAAAGCCAAAUGAUUAUACAAUAAAUGAAGAGAUAUAUGGUAUGGUAUGUCAUGUAACGAGCAAUAAGAAGCGACAAUUUUUAUGUUUCAUUCUAGACAUAAAAUCAUAAUUAUUGUUUGCUAACCAUUUAGGAAUGACAUAGUUUCAUAUGGAAGAAAUGGAACCAAAAGAAUAAACAUAAUAAAAUAAGACAUUAAUAAUGAGUAAAAAUGAAAAAAGCUAAUUAAUAUGAA
Molecule: messenger RNA, 1130 nt
Organism: Anastrepha ludens (Mexican fruit fly)
Lineage: Eukaryota; Metazoa; Arthropoda; Insecta; Diptera; Tephritidae
Product: kelch domain-containing protein 10 homolog
Exons: 4
Coding region: 1-909 (302 amino acids)
Biological process (GO): positive regulation of stress-activated MAPK cascade
Molecular function (GO): protein binding
Source: RefSeq, a predicted model, not a curated record